Messenger RNA from Punica granatum (pomegranate), 2288 nucleotides. NCBI's taxonomy places the organism in Eukaryota, Viridiplantae, Streptophyta, Magnoliopsida, Myrtales, Lythraceae. The record is from RefSeq and is a predicted model, not a curated record.
UCCCGCUCUCCCGCCAACCUCGCUCUCCCUCUGCAUCCCUCUCUCUCUCUCUCUCUCUCUCUCUCUCUCUCUGAGUCAAUUUCACAUGAAACGUAACCCUUUCCGUUCAAUCGAGCUCGAUCAUUAAUGUCGUUUCCACCCAGUUGAAGGAGGAUUCGAAUGAUGAGAUUGACAUAGUAACGAAAAAUGGAGUUUUCUGCACUCAUUUCUAGGGUUUGAGCUCAGACCUCCACCGCGAUUUUGAUAAGUAAAUGUCAGGCCACGGUCUCAGCUCCUUCAGGGGGACACCACCGGGGGUCCUGCUCAUCAGGAGGCUCCGGGGAGGCAAGGACUGGACCCUCACGACCUACAGGUACGUCGUCCUGCUCGUCACCUUCAUCGCCUACGCCUGCUACCACGCCUCCCGGAAGCCCAGCAGCAUCGUCAAGAGCGUUCUCUACCCCGAGCCCGACCGGAAUUCGUCCUCUGCCUCGUUCUCGUGGCCAGUGGGCGCCGUGUUUGUGAAAGACGAGAUCUCGGGAGGCGGGUUCGGGAGCGGUGGCUGGGCCCCGUUCAAUCAGGCCGAUGGGACGUCGAAACUGGGGGAGAUUGACGUCGCGUUCCUCGCGUGCUACUCGCUCGGGAUGUACGUCGCCGGGCAUUUGGGGGAUCGGCUGGAUCUGAGGCUGUUCCUGACCUUCGGGAUGAUAGGGAGCGGGAUCUUCGUGGGGCUGUUUGGGAUGGGAUACUUCUGGGAUGUUCAUGUGUUCAUGUUCUACCUGGCUAUGCAGAUGGCGGCGGGGCUGUUUCAGGCCACCGGCUGGCCCUCUGUGGUGGCGGUGAUCGGGAACUGGUUUGGCAAGAGGAAGAGGGGCCUGAUCAUGGGCGUGUGGAACGCCCAUACCUCGGUCGGUAACAUAAGCGGGUCCCUCCUUGCGGCCUGUGUGCUUGACUACGGGUGGGGAUGGUCGUUUAUUGUCCCCGGAGCAUUGAUUGCGCUGGGAGGGGUCCUAGUGUAUUUGUUCUUGGCUGCUUAUCCCGAGGAUGUGGGGUUCCCCUGUGCGAACAAUUCCGGUGGGAACAAUGAGCCGUGUGCGGCUGAUGAGGAAUCUCAGGCCCAGAAAGGACGUUCGGAUGUUGAAAAUAUUGGGGCGCGCUCUGUUUCCGCGUCUUCGCAGGGUUCGGUGAGCAAGAGAAGCGUUGGGCUCAUAGAAGCUUGUCAGAUCCCCGGAGUAAUUCCUUUCGCGAUGUGCCUCUUCUUCUCAAAGCUCGUGGCAUACACCUUCCUUUAUUGGUUGCCCUUUUAUUUAAGCCAAACAGCAAUAGGCGGAGAAUAUGUUUCGGUAAAGUCUGCAGGGAACCUCUCUACCCUGUUCGAUGUAGGGGGCAUAGUUGGAGGAAUCCUUGCAGGUUACAUUUCUGAUAAGCUCAAUGCUCGAGCCAUAACAGCAGCGAGCUUCAUGUACCUCGCGAUACCCUCAAUGCUGCUGUACAGGACGUUUGGGAGUGAAUCUCACCGUGUCAACAUCUUGCUCAUGAUGGUUGCGGGGCUUUUCGUGAACGGCCCUUACGCACUGAUCACGACCGCUGUUUCUGCCGAUCUUGGGACCCAUGCUUCUCUCAGAGGGGACUCGAGGGCGCUGGCGACAGUGACUGCCAUCAUUGAUGGGACAGGAUCAGUAGGUGCAGCACUCGGCCCCCUUCUUACCGGGUUCCUAUCGAAACAAGGCUGGGAUGCAGUCUUCCAGAUGUUAAUGGCUGGAGCUCUUGUCGCGGGACUGCUCUUAUCACCUCUUGUUGCAGCCGAGAUAAGGGAGAAGCUUCGGUCUUUUAUGGAGUUGACAACAGCGAGGCAGAGUGGUGGAGAUUCUUCAUCUCAGCCUCUUCUAACCAACAGAAUAAGUUGAUGUGCAUUCAACUGCAUGAAAGUUUCCAGAAACUCGAGGAUUCAAACUCGGGCCAACCUCUGCCUCAGAGACAGUCAAGUUCUCAGCUUCAGCUUGUGGCCUGUAUUUAUGAGUAGUUCGUUGUCUGGUGUGUGCUGCCACAUUACAUCAUGUAUAAUACGGAGGUGCCGCUACUUGUAUAUUUCCAAUACAUUUUGGGCAUGUGACCUGGAAGCAAGCAGUUCUCAGUGGGGUUUCUAACCGCGGAUUUUUUUUUUUUUGGUCCCUAGGUCAGUAGGUACAGUUAAAAAGGAUGGAGUUUUAUGUUUGAUCUCAGUCCUUUACAGCUUAGUUGGAUAAAAAUGUUUGUAGGCAUGACACGGCUCAAAAGAAGAAUAAUAAUAAUAAUUCCGACUUUGUCGA